Staurois parvus is the source of this 366-nucleotide messenger RNA. NCBI's taxonomy places the organism in Eukaryota, Metazoa, Chordata, Amphibia, Anura, Ranidae. The record is from the annotation of a GenBank genome assembly.
UGGAACACCAAACACCGUGUGGUCUCAUCAUGUAGAAGUGAACUCAAUCUCCAGCCAGAGUUCCCACUUCUCCAUGUGAGCUGACGAAACAGGAACCAGGCAAGCCAUGUUUGGUCCUUCAUGCGACACAGGAACUGGAAACAAGCCACAUCUGGUCCAUCAUGUGGCAUGGGAACUGGAAACAAGCCACGUCUGGUCCAUCAUGUGGCAUGGGAACUGAAAACCAGACACGUUUGGUCCAUCAUGUGGCAUGGGAACUGGAAACCAGACAUGUUUGGUCCAUCAUGUGGCAUGGGAACUGGAAACCAGACAUGUUUGGUCCAUCAUGUGGCAUGGGAACUGGAAACCAGACAUGUUUGGUUCAUC